Molecule: messenger RNA, 594 nt
Organism: Neogale vison (American mink)
Lineage: Eukaryota; Metazoa; Chordata; Mammalia; Carnivora; Mustelidae
Product: keratin-associated protein 4-5-like
Exons: 1
Coding region: 1-594 (197 amino acids)
Cellular component (GO): keratin filament
Source: RefSeq, a predicted model, not a curated record
AUGGUCAACUCCUGUUGUGGCUCCGUCUGCUCUGACCAGAGCAGUGGCCAGGAGGCCUGCUGCCACCCCAGCUGCUGCCAGACCACCUGCUGCAGGACCACCUGCUGCCGCCCCACCUGCUGUGUGUCCGCCUGCUGCCAGCCCUCCUGCUGUGGUUCCAGCUGCUGUGGCUCCAGCUGCUGCAGGCCCAGCUGCUGCACCUCUAGCUGCUGCCGCCCCACCUGCUGCCAGACCACCUGCUGCAGGACCACCUGCUGCCGCCCCACCUGCUGUGUGUCCAGCUGCUGCCAGCCCUCCUGCUGUGGUUCCAGCUGCUGUGGCUCCAGCUGCUGCAGGCCUACCUGCUGCAUUUCCAGCUGCUGCCGCCCCUCCUGCUGCAUUUCUAGCUGCUGCCGCCGCCCCUCCUGCUGUGGAUCCAGCUGCUGUGGAUCCAGCUGCUGUGGCUCCAGCUGCUGCCGCCCCUCCUGCUGCUGCCCCUCCUGCUGCCUGCGCCCAGUCUGUGGCCAGGUCUCCUGCCACACCACCUGUUAUCGCCCCACCUGUGUCAUCUCCACCUGCCCCCGCCCCAUGUGCUGUGCCUCCUCUUGCUGUUGA